This is a messenger RNA of Propithecus coquereli (Coquerel's sifaka), 5727 nucleotides long. It is a transcript of the gene EML5, whose product is annotated as echinoderm microtubule associated protein like 5. Lineage: Eukaryota; Metazoa; Chordata; Mammalia; Primates; Indriidae. The record is from RefSeq and is a predicted model, not a curated record. The transcript has 40 exons. The coding region runs from base 1 to 5727 and encodes 1908 amino acids. Gene Ontology annotation, molecular function: protein binding.
AUGGCGGCCCGGAGCGCCCCGAGCUGCCACCUGCGGCUCGAGUGGGUGUACGGCUACCGGGGCCACCAGUGCCGCAACAACCUCUACUACACCGCGGCCAAGGAGAUCGUGUACUUCGUGGCGGGGGUCGGCGUGGUGUACAGCCCGCGGGAGCACCGGCAGAAGUUCUACCGGGGCCACAGCGACGACAUCAUCAGCCUUGCGUUACAUCCUGAACGAGUAUUGGUAGCAACAGGACAAGUUGGGAAAGAGCCUUAUAUCUGUGUUUGGGAUUCAUAUACUGUGCAGACCAUAUCAAUUCUAAAAGAUGUUCAUACCCAUGGUGUAGCUUGCUUAGCAUUUGACUUGGAUGGACAGCGCUUGGUUUCAGUUGGACUUGAUUCAAAGAAUGCAGUUUGUGUUUGGGAUUGGAAAAGGGGAAAAAUGUUGUCUAUGGCUCCUGGUCACACAGAUAGAGCGGGAAUUUUUAGCAUGAAUGCUUGCGAGGAAGGCUUUGCUACUGGUGGCAGAGAUGGCUGUAUUCGUCUUUGGGAUUUAACUUUUAAACCAAUUACUUUCUGGAGUUUAUGUGGAAAUGCUCUGACCCCAAAACGAGGUGUCUUUGGUAAGACGGGUGACCUUCAGACAAUAUUGUGCCUAGCCUGUGCAAGGGAUGAAUUAACAUAUUCUGGUGCACUCAAUGGGGAUAUAUAUGUUUGGAAAGGAAUCAAUCUUAUACGAACAAUACAAGGAGCCCAUACUGUAAGUUUGUCUGUGAGAAGUGUUUGUUGGCGAGGUGACCACAUUCUAGUUGGAACACAGGACAGCGAAAUUUUUGAAAUUGUGGUACAAGAAAGAAAUAAACCUUUCCUAAUUAUGCAAGGUCACUGUGAAGGUGAACUUUGGGCACUUGCUAUCCAUCCUACUAAACCUUUGGCUGUGACAGGAAGUGAUGAUCGUUCGGUCAGGAUAUGGAGCCUAGUAGAUCAUGCAUUAAUAGCAAGGUGUAAUAUGGAAGAACCAAUUCGUUGUGCAGCUGUAAAUGCAGAUGGAGUCCAUCUUGCCCUUGGAAUGAAGGAUGGCUCAUUCACCGUACUUCGAGUAAGGUAUGGAGGAAAAGAAGUGACAAGUACAGAAGAAAUAAAAGGUGUUCAUUGGGCUUCAUGGACAUGUGUUUCAGGCCUUGAAGUAAAUGGAAUUUGGCCCAAGUAUUCAGAUAUUAAUGAUAUAAAUUCAGUAGAUGGAAAUUAUAUUGGCCAAGUUUUAGUUACAGCUGAUGACUAUGGAAUUGUAAAAUUAUUCCGAUAUCCAUGUUUAAGAAAAGGGGCCAAGUUUAGAAAAUAUAUUGGCCAUUCAGCUCAUGUAACUAAUGUCAGAUGGUCACAUGAUUAUCAGUGGGUUAUUUCUAUUGGUGGAGCAGAUCACUCUGUCUUUCAGUGGAAAUUUAUUCCUGAAAGAAAACUAAAAGAUGCUCUUCACAUAGCCCCUCAAGAAAGUCUGGCUGACUCCAAUAGUGAUGAAUCAGAUUCAGAUCUGUCUGAUGUUCCAGAACUGGAUUCUGAAAUUGAACAAGAGACACAGCUCACCUACCGUCGGCAGGUUUACAAAGAAGAUCUACCUCAGCUUAAAGAACAAUGCAAAGAGAAACAAAAAAGUGCUACUUCUAAAAGAAGAGAGCGGCUUCCAGGAAAUAGUAUUCGAUUACACUUUGUUCAUGGUUACAGAGGUUAUGACUGUCGAAGUAAUUUGUUUUAUACCCAAAUUGGUGAAAUUGUGUACCAUGUGGCUGCAGUGGGUGUCAUUUAUAAUCGACAACAGAACACACAGCGUUUUUACCUGGGUCAUGAUGACGAUAUUCUCUGCCUGGCUAUUCAUCCUUUGAAAGACUACGUGGCAACAGGCCAGGUAGGUAGGGAUCCCUCAAUUCACAUAUGGGAUACAGAGACCAUUAAACCAUUGUCGAUAUUAAAGGGCUGUCACCAAUAUGGUGUUUGUGCUGUUGAUUUCUCAGCGGAUGGGAAACGUUUGGCUUCAGUUGGGAUAGAUGAUAGCCACACUAUUGUGCUGUGGGACUGGAAGAAAGGAGAGAAACUUUCAAUAGCAAGAGGAAGUAAAGAUAAGAUUUUUGUUGUAAAGAUGAACCCCUAUGUGCCUGAUAAACUAAUUACAGCUGGAAUUAAACACAUGAAAUUUUGGCGUAGAGCAGGGGGAGGAUUGAUUGGAAGAAAAGGCUACGUAGGCACACUGGGGAAAAAUGACACAAUGAUGUGUGCAGUGUACGGAUGGACUGAAGAGAUGGCUUUUUCUGGAACAUCCACAGGAGAUGUGUGUAUCUGGAGAGAUGUCUUUCUUGUAAAAACAGUUAAAGCACAUGAUGGGCCAGUGUUCAGUAUGCAUGCAUUGGAAAAAGGAUUUGUAACUGGAGGAAAAGAUGGUGUGGUAGCUCUUUGGGAUGACUCCUUUGAAAGAUGUCUCAAAACCUAUGCUAUAAAAAGAGCUGCUUUGGCCCCAGGAUCUAAAGGUCUUCUCUUGGAAGAUAAUCCAUCCAUACGUGCCAUAUCAUUAGGACAUGGUCAUAUCUUAGUUGGCACAAAGAAUGGUGAAAUACUAGAAGUGGAUAAAAGUGGCCCAAUAACACUUCUGGUUCAGGGACACAUGGAAGGAGAGGUGUGGGGUUUGGCUACACAUCCUUAUCUGCCCAUCUGUGCUACUGUAAGUGAUGAUAAAACCUUAAGAAUAUGGGAUCUGUCUCCUAGUCAUUGUAUGUUGGCUGUCCGGAAGCUGAAAAAGGGUGGGAGGUGUUGCUGUUUUUCUCCUGAUGGUAAAGCUUUAGCUGUAGGUCUUAAUGAUGGAAGUUUCUUAAUGGCAAAUGCAGAUACUCUAGAGGAUCUUGUGUCUUUUCACCACAGAAAAGAUAUUAUUUCAGAUAUUCGAUUUUCACCUGGUUCUGGGAAGUAUCUAGCUGUAGCAUCCCAUGACAGCUUCAUAGAUAUAUACAAUGUAAUGAGUAGUAAACGAGUAGGAGUAUGCAAAGGAGCUACCAGUUACAUAACCCACAUUGAUUGGGAUAUUAGAGAAAAAAUUGCUUGGGCAUCAUGGACAAGUGUUCUUGGUUUAUGCUGUGAGGGAAUUUGGCCAGUAAUUGGAGAAGUCACAGAUGUAACUGCUUCUUGCCUCACCAGUGACAAAAUGGUUCUAGCUACUGGAGAUGAUUUGGGAUUUGUGAAGUUGUUUAGAUAUCCUACUAAAGUAUGCUAUGACAGUGAUGUUACAAGAGAGAAUGAAAUCAGUUAUACCAUCAGAGCCUUAUCUACAAAUAUUCGCCCAAUGUUUGGAAUCAAGCCUCAUUUGCAACAAAAAGAACCUUCAAUUGAUGAGAGGCAGGGAGUAGUAAGAGGUUCAAGGCCCCCAGUGAGCAGGGCCCCGCCACAGCCAGAGAAACUCCAGACAAACAAUGUCGGCAAGAAAAAGAGACCCAUAGAGGACCUUGUGUUGGAGCUUGUUUUUGGUUAUCGAGGCAGAGAUUGUAGGAAUAAUGUUCACUAUUUGAAUGAUGGUGAUGAUAUAAUUUAUCACACUGCAUCCAUUGGAAUUCUACACAAUGUUGCUACAGGUUCUCAGAGUUUUUAUCAGGAACAUAAUGAUGAUAUUCUGUGCCUCACUGUGAAUCAGCACCCCAAAUUUAUCAACAUAGUGGCAACUGGCCAAUAUGAUGAUGAAAAAAUUAUCAGUGGCCUACAAGAUAAUUCUAUUGAGAUUUGGGAUAAAACCAGCCUGGAAUGUUUUAAAGUGUUAACAGGACCCACAGGCUCUGUCCUCUGUCUCCAGUAUGAUGAAUGUGUCAUUGUAACUGGUUCUUCAGACUCUACAGUGAGAGUCUGGGAUGUGAACAUGGGUGGAGUUCUUAACACAUUGAUCCACCACAAUGAGGCUGCACUGCACUUACGCUUCAGGGGUGAACUGAUGGUGACCUGUUCCGAGGACUGUUCCAUUGCUGUGUGGGACAUGGCUUCUGCCACUGAUAUCACUUUACACUGGGUCCUGGUUGGCCACUGUGCUGCUGUCAACGUAGUAGACUUUGAUAGUAAGUACUGUCCAUCUCUGGUGACAGGACCAUCACAAUCUGUAGCACGAGUACCUGUGAAUUUGUUCGCAGUCUCAAUGGACACAACUACAGCUCCUUCUAUCCACAUCUGGGAUGCAGUGAAUAAGCAGACUUUAUCUAUACUGAGAUGUUACCAUUCCAAGGGAGUAUGUUCAGUCAGCUUCAGUGCUACUGGCAAACUAUUGCUGUCUGUGGGACUAGACCCAGAACAUACUAUUACCAUUUGGAGAUGGCAGGAAGGUGCCAAAAUUGCCAGCAGAGCUGGUCACAACCAACGUAUUUUUGUGGCAGAAUUCCGACCAGAUUCAGAUACCCAGUUUGUCUCUGUGGGAGUAAAACAUGUGAAGUUCUGGACCCUAGUGGGAAGGGCUCUUCUUAGCAAAAAGGGGCUCCUGAGCACAUUGCAAGAUGCCCGGAUGCAGACCAUGCUCGCUGUUGCAUUUGGCGCAAAUAACUUGACGUUUACAGGUACCAUCAGUGGUGAUGUCUGUGUGUGGAAAGAUCACAUAUUGUGUAGAAUCGUGGCCAGAGCUCACAACGGGCCCGUGUUUGCCAUGUAUACUACCCUGCGAGAUGGACUUAUUGUGACCGGCGGCAAGGAAAGGCCGUCAAAAGAAGGAGGAGCAGUUAAACUGUGGGAUCAGGAACUGAGGCGGUGCCGUGCCUUCAGGCUUGAGACAGGACAAGUCACAGAUUGUGUUCGUUCUGUGUGCAGAGGCAAAGGCAAAAUACUAGUUGGGACAAGGAAUGCUGAAAUAAUUGAAGUUGGAGAGAAAAACGCAGCAUGUAAUAUUUUAGUUAAUGGUCAUGUGGAUGGACCGAUCUGGGGACUGGCAACACAUCCUUCCAGGGAUUUUUUCCUUUCUGCUGCAGAAGAUGGGACAGUGAGACUCUGGGAUAUUGCUGAUAAAAAGAUGUUAAACAAAGUGAAUCUGGGACAUGCUGCUCGUACUGUGUGUUAUAGCCCUGAAGGGGAUAUGGUGGCUAUUGGAAUGACAAAUGGAGAAUUUAUUAUUUUACUAGUGAGCUCUCUAAAAAUAUGGGGAAAGAAGAGAGAUAGACGAUGUGCAAUCCACGAUAUCAGAUUCAGUCCAGAUUCGCGGUAUCUGGCAGUGGGUUCCAGUGAGAACUCAGUGGAUUUUUAUGACCUCACAUUGGGCCCCACCCUUAACAGAAUCAGCUACUGCAAAGAUAUUCCAAGCUUUGUCAUUCAAAUGGACUUCUCUGCAGACAGCAGGCAUCUCCAGGUCUCUAGUGGCUGCUAUAAACGGCAUGUCUAUGAAGUGCCUUCAGGAAAACAUCUUAUGGAUCAUGCUGCUAUUGACAGAAUUACCUGGGCUACAUGGACUAGUAUUCUAGGAGAGGAAGUUAUGGGAAUCUGGUCCAGACAUGCAGAGAAAGCCGACGUCAACUGUGCCUGUGUGUCUCAUUCAGGAAUCAGCCUUGUAACAGGAGAUGACUUUGGCAUGGUUAAGUUAUUUGACUUCCCAUGUCCAGAAAAAUUUGCAAAGCACAAAAGGUUCUUGGGUCAUUCACCCCAUGUGACAAAUAUUCGAUUUACUAGCGGUGAUCGACAUGUUAUUAGCGCUGGAGGUGAUGACUGCAGUUUAUUUGUCUGGAAAUGCGUACAUAUGCCUCACUGA